Molecule: messenger RNA, 948 nt
Organism: Cynocephalus volans (Philippine flying lemur)
Lineage: Eukaryota; Metazoa; Chordata; Mammalia; Dermoptera; Cynocephalidae
Product: olfactory receptor 10AC1
Exons: 1
Coding region: 1-948 (315 amino acids)
Biological process (GO): G protein-coupled receptor signaling pathway
Cellular component (GO): membrane
Molecular function (GO): G protein-coupled receptor activity; olfactory receptor activity
Source: RefSeq, a predicted model, not a curated record
AUGGACAGCCCCAGCAAUGCCACCACGCCCUUUGGUUUUCUCCUUCAAGGCUUCUCUGAGUUCCCGCAUCUGAGGCCCGUGCUCUUCCUCCUGCUUCUGGCCGUGCACCUGGCCACCCUGAGUGGGAACCUGCUUAUCCUGGUGGCCGUGGCCACAGUACCCAGCAGGCCACCCAUGCUGCUCUUCCUGUGCCAGCUGUCAGCCAUCGAGCUCUGCUACACGCUGGUGGUGGUGCCCCGCUCCCUGGCUGACCUGACCAUGCCGGGCCACGGCAGGGGCAGCCCCAUCUCCUUCCUGGGCUGUGCCCUUCAAAUGCAGAUGUUCGUGGCUCUGGGCGGGGCCGAGUGCUUUCUGCUGGCUGCCAUGGCCUAUGACCGCUACGUGGCCAUCUGCCACCCUCUGCGCUACGCGGCUGUGGUGACUCCGGAACUGUGCGUGCGACUGGCCCUGGUCUGCUGCUUCGGGGGCCUGGCGGUGUCCGUGGGGCUCACGGUGGCCGUCUUCCACCUGCCCUUCUGCGGCUCCCGCCUGCUGGUGCACUUCUUCUGCGACAUCACGGCGCUGCUGCACCUGGCCUGCACGCGGAGCUACGCCGACGAGCUGCCCUUGCUGGGCGCCUGCCUGGUGCUGCUGCUGCUGCCCUCGGUGCUCAUCCUGGCCUCCUACGGCUCCAUCGCCACCGCGUUGCGCCGCCUGCGCUCCCCCGCAGGCCGGCGCAAGGCCGCCUCCACCUGCGCCUCGCACCUGGCCGUCACCUUCCUGCACUACGGCUGUGCCACCUUCAUGUACGUGCGGCCCAAGGCCAGCUACUCCCCGCGGCUGGACCGCACGCUGGCACUGGUCUACACCAACGUCACGCCGCUGCUCUACCCGCUCAUCUACAGCCUGCGCAACCGCGAGAUCACCACCGCCAUCAGCAGGGUGCUGGGGCGCCGGUGGAGGGGCUGA